Pomacea canaliculata is the source of this 3328-nucleotide messenger RNA. Its product is annotated as hemicentin-1-like. Gene Ontology annotation, molecular function: cell adhesion molecule binding. Gene Ontology annotation, biological process: cell-cell adhesion. The record is from RefSeq and is a predicted model, not a curated record. Lineage: Eukaryota; Metazoa; Mollusca; Gastropoda; Architaenioglossa; Ampullariidae. The transcript has 14 exons. Gene Ontology annotation, cellular component: cell-cell junction. The coding region runs from base 202 to 2088 and encodes 628 amino acids.
CCUUGGAUAGCAUUGCUGUGUACACCUGCACCGUCCACAUACAAGAUGCCACUAGUCAGAGCUUGGAAGUGCCAGUGAUGCUCUACACACAGCUCGGAGUCUUGGCGCUGGAAAACUCGACAAAUGUGUUAGUGCGCGAGAGUGUAGAGAUCACGUGCAUGGUUGAGGGCAAACCGUCACCCUCCGUCACAUGGCUGAAGGAUGGGACUGAGCUGGAGCUUGGAUGCAGAUUCUCGAUACAAUGUGUCCGAAGUGGAGGAUUUGAACCAGGGUCGUCUCAACGUCACUCUGCACAUCGCGUUUGUCGACUGGGAGGAUGCGGGGAACUACACCUGUCUGGCGUCAAGAUCCACAGCUCUGUCCGACAACGCCUCCAAGACCAUCGAGGUCAUAGUGCGAGGAGGUCUAGAGGCUGCGGUCACCAUCGCGCCGUCCUACGCACGUUACUAUGUACUCAGCGGAGCUCAGCUUCAGCUCAACUGCUCAAACUCAGGACAAACAGGAGAACUCAGGUGGUACAAGGGCGACAUCAACUUGAACAGCGACAACGACACCCGUCUCACAAUCAGUAAUGAGAUGUCGGGUGGAAUGAUUCACAGCAUCCUCACCUACACAUCCGCGGACACCACCAUGUCGGGGAACUAUACGUGUCAGCUGGAGGGAAGCGGACUUUCACAACAGAGCGAAAUUACAGUCGAAGUUAUCUCCAUCACAACAACAGAUGCACAAUUUCAGAAUGGGACGGAUGCAUUUCUUCGGUGCCAGACACCAGAACUGAAAGUCUUGAUUGUCUGGAUGAAGGAUAAAACUCCUGUCAAAAAUCUGAAACCAACAGAAAAUACAACAUAUGUGGAGCAUAGUGACGGAACUUUAGAGAUACAGAAUCCAACCUUGGAUAGCAUUGCUGUGUACACCUGCACCGUCCAGAUACAAGAUGCCACUAGUCAGAGCUUGGAAGUGCCAGUGAUGCUGUACACACAGCUCGAAGUCUUGGCGCUGGAAAACUCGACAACUGUGUUAUUGCGUGACAGUGUAGAGAUCACGUGCAUGGUUGAGGGCAAACCGUCACCGUCCGUCACAUGGCUGAAGAAUGGGACUGAGCUGGAGCUUGGUGCAGAUUCCCGAUACAAUGUGUCCGAAGUGGAGGAUUCGAACCAGGGUCGUCUCAACGUCACUCUGCAUAUCGCUGUUGCCGACUGGGAGGAUGCGGGGAACUAUACUUGUCUGGCAUCAAGAUCCACAGCUCUGUCCGACAACGCCUCCAUGACCAUCGAGGUCAUAGUGCGAGAUACAAUGGACGACGAGUUUUGCUUCAAGAAAGAUGUGUUGUUGAGAUGUCGAGCCGACGAUCCAAACUCUAAUGUCACGUGGUUGAAGAACGGCACCAAUGUGUCUGAACUAAACUCUUUAAGCAAAACGCAGUUCGUCGAGCACAACAAUGGAGAUUUGAAGAUCAUACGUCCGAAGCGAGAUAUUGCUGGAGUGUAUGUAUGCAGAUACAGUGACAAGAAUAAGAUGGAAGUGGAGAAAAAUGUCACACUAUUCGCCGAACCCUACGUCCUGCCAUUCCAAGCCAACGUGAGUCUGACAGAGCAAGGUCGGGUGGAGCUCCUGUGCAGAGUCCUUGGUUACCCACGACCAAUUUCCAUUACCUGGUUUAAGGAUGGCGUAGAGAUAAAUAUGACAGAAGAGAGAGAGCUCAAUGAAAGUCACUACAAUUUUUCCGAGGCUGAGGGAUACUCCAACGCACGUCUAGUCAUAGAGUCAGUGGUGAUUGAGGAUGACGGCAACUACACGUGUUGGGCCAGCAACGGCAGCAUCACUCGAGGAAACUGGGUGCUGAUUCGAGUGAGAGGCAAGUUGGCCCCACUGUGGCCAUUAUUAGGUAUUUUGGUACAAGUGAUACUGUUGGCUGUAAUCAUCUCUGUCAGCGAAAAGAGACGCAAGAGAAAAGAAAAGGCCGAGGACAGAAGCACAGCUAGCAGCAGUGUAAGGGUUAAGCAGGACACGUCAUCAUCACUACGUCACCGUGGACGGCAAUCCAAGGUCGACCCACAAGAGACAAGUGAUGCUGUCACAAAGCUUUGAUCCACAGCAAGGCUUCAGUUUGUUUUACAACAGCAUGUGUAUCAUCUAGCAGCACCACUUCCUUGCGUCAGUUAACUAUGACUUCAACAUAAAUGUUUAUAUCAUACAUACCUACCGGUGACCCCUUGACAUUUAUUCAAUCAUUUAUUUUUGACGAGUAAUGUAUCAGUCCUAGCAUUAGUGCUCUGUGGAGUUAAAUUGCUUUGGAGUUUAAACGACAAAGUUAGCAAGAACAGAAAAUAAACUGUAUUUCAAAGUCUAUUUGUAAAAAGCAAUAUUAAUGUCAAUUGAAGCAGACAUUGUACAUGUAUUGUGCAAAAAGUUUGAUUAGGUAGGACAAAAAUAUAUUUAGAUAACAUUUGUGGCGGAAAUAAGACGUAAGCUCUUCCCUUCUCAGGCUGUUUGGAAUUCCCUCCCCUUUCUUUUCUCACUGAAUGUUCAAAGACUUCAAAUCCAGCCUCAACACUCAUACCUUCAAGAAAUAUCUGGCAUGAUCAAGAGUUUUUUCUGCUCACUACUCAGUUCUUUAUCCAUGCAUCAAGUUCAUGUUUGCUGACCUUGUGUGAUUGACUGUAGCUUAAAUCUUUUGUGUGAUGUUCAUUGAGCUCAUGUCAAAACAGCUGUGCAACUUACAAUAAUUAUUAAUUGCCAGAGUUAGUAACAAGAUUGACAACUACAUACAGAAGAUAUAAAAUGGAAAUAUUUAAAUGUAUAUAAAGUCAUUUUUAAUAAUUGUGUACAAAUGAUGUGUGUGGUGCUUUUAUUUAUUUUUUUUUUAAACUCUAAAUAAACUGUAUAAAGUCUUUGUUACAAAGUGGGUGGCAAGCCAAUUCUCACUUGACAGUUACUAACAACUGCACCGCUGGACUUCCCCAUCUAUAUAUAUAUAGAGAGUGUGAGCAAGGGAGAAAGAGAAAGAAACUUAAUAACAGUAGUCAAUGUUUAGUAUAUGUAUGUAAUCAUCUGUAUAUUGCUAAAGCAUGAGAACCUAUAAAUCUUGUUUGUUAUUGCUCUUGUGGAUUAAUAUAGUUGUAUUGUGAUAGCUGCAGCUGAUCCCUUACAUUCAAUUACAGGGGGACAACAUAAACUAGCUAUAUUGUAAUAGACAGAUGUACACUUACCUUGCAUACACACGACUUAUUAAGCAUACACACAACACAAUGCUCGACAAGCCCCAAGAGAUGACGAUGAGGAUGAAGAGAUUUGUAAAUGAAUCGAAUUAAAGAGGCACAAAUUCAGA